AUGUUAAAACAAAGAAUUGAAGAUGUUUUAUAUGAAACCAAUUGUAUUUUAUUACCAAUUGAAGGUUAUCAAAAUGAACCUUUAGUAUCGUUAGAAGAAGCGGUUGUGCCUCUUUUUACAAUUUUCGAUAAAAAAAUUCUUGAGAAGAAUGUAUGGAUUGCGAAAAACCGUUGUGAAAGUCCUGCUGAUGGUUUAACACAAGACGAGUCAGCCUCAAUUAUGAUGUAUACAUUUGAAUGGAAUAACGCUGAACAUAGUCUUUAUUUCAUUCUUAAUCAAACUUUACGAAUGGAAGAUCGACAAAAACUCAGGCCAUGGUUUUUAUACUUAAAAUUAUUUAUUACUGCAUUAUGUCGACUUCCUUCUAUAAAUGAUACAUUUUGUCGAGGUGUCAAAGCUAAUUUAAUAGAUCGAUAUACACCGAAUAGUAAUUCAAUUUGGUGGGGUGUUAGUUCAUGUACAAGUAAUAUUGAUGUUCUUCAAUCAGAACAAUUCUGUGGUAAGACAGGUCCACGAACACUUUUCAUGAUUAAAUGUCGUAAUGCUCGAUCUAUCAAAAACCAUUCUUAUUAUGCUACAGAAAAUGAAAUUAUAUUAUUACCAGGUAGCUAUUUUCAAGUAAUUGGCCAACUCCCAUCUUCUGAUGGAUUUGUCAUCAUCCAACUUGCAGAAAAGAAACCACCUCAUGACUUAUUUCCACUUCCUGUAAUCAACCAAUGGUGUCGGAUGGAACCCGGGAUGUGCCUUGAAGGAAUGUGUGUCAAAAAAAACUGCGCCGGGUAUCAACAGCAAGUUAUGUGUUCCACUAGUUGA
This is a messenger RNA of Adineta steineri, 813 nucleotides long. The record is from the annotation of a GenBank genome assembly. Lineage: Eukaryota; Metazoa; Rotifera; Eurotatoria; Adinetida; Adinetidae.